Molecule: messenger RNA, 2188 nt
Organism: Sapajus apella (tufted capuchin)
Lineage: Eukaryota; Metazoa; Chordata; Mammalia; Primates; Cebidae
Product: 1,5-anhydro-D-fructose reductase-like
Exons: 13
Coding region: 1-1668 (555 amino acids)
Cellular component (GO): cytosol
Molecular function (GO): aldose reductase (NADPH) activity
Source: RefSeq, a predicted model, not a curated record
AUGGAUGCUACUAACAGGAGACGCAAGUCGGGAGAGCCCAGUCCACUCAAAAGCGUGGUGUCCCGUCCACCCCACCCGCUUCCAAAUGAGGGCCUGAGGCUGCAGCAAGGACGCUCCCCUCCUCAUGCGGGGCUCGGCCUCCCCGCACCACCAGGACCCCCGCACUCCUGCAAGCCCCAGCUGCUCCGAGCCGGGAAGGACCCCAAAGUGUGGAAGGCCUUUUCCAAGGGCACAACUAACACUUCUGCCUACCUCAGUUGCGUGUGCACCCUGUGUGAGGGAGAAGGCACCCAGGAGGCCCGGCCUACGGGGACCGGAGCGGCACUGCCAGUCAACUGGAAAACCCUCCCCGCCCCUGCGUGGCUCUGCAAGCCAAUUGGAAGUCCGUCGUCCGCGCCCCCGCAGCCAAUCAGAAUGUCCAGACCAAUCAGAGUGCCCGCCACGCGAAGCCAGCAGCCAGUGAGGAAGCCCGGCGUUCGUGCCGUCGCCAGCGCUGUGGUAACUCGCGCGCGGGGCGGCGGCGGCGGCGGCGGCCAUGGGAGAUAUCCCAGCCGUGGGCCUGGGCACCUGGAAGGUGACGCGGUCGCGGGCUGGGAGGCGCGGCUGACACUGAUUACAUUAGUACCAAAUCAAUGGCUUAAUUUUUUAUGUAUUAUUUACUCCUCAUGCUUGGGUGAAAGGGGAGAAUUGUGUUGUAUUCUUCUGACUGUGGGAAGACAGUUUGUUUUGUUGGUUUUGCAGGCCGCUCCGGGGAAAGUGACUGAGGCGGUGAAGGUGGCCAUUGACGCAGGCUACCGGCACUUUGACUGUGCUUACUUAUAUCACAAUGAGCAUGAGGUUGGAGCAGGGAUCCGUUACAAGAUCCAGGAAGGUGUUGUGAGACGGGAGGAUCUGUUCAUUGCCAGUAAGCUGUGGUGCACCUGGCACACGAAGCCCUUGGUGAGAACAGCAUGCUGCAGGAGUCUGAAGUCCUUGAAGCUCAAAUAUUUGGACCUCUACCUCAUGCAUUGGCCCAUGGGUUUCAAGCCUCCUCAUCCAGCCUGGAUCAUGAUUCCCAGUAAGCUCCUUUCCUUCUGCUUCUCACAUCCUGGAGUAUACGACUUGCCUCUGGACUGCACUGACAUGGUCAUCCCCAGUGACACAGACUUCCUAGACACGUGGGAGGCCAUGGAAGACCUGGUGAGCACUGGACUGGUGAAGAACAUUGGGGUGUCAAACUUCAACCAUGAGCAGCUUGACAGGCUUCUCAAUAAGCCUGGGUUGAGGUUCAAACCAGUAACCAACCAGAUUGAGUGCCACCCAUACCUUAAUCAGAAGAAUCUGAUCAGUUUUUGUCAAUCCAGAGGUGUGUCUGUGACUGCUUACCGUCCUCUUGGUGGCUCGAGUGAGGGAGUUGACCUGAUGGACGAUCCUGUGAUCCAGAGGAUUGCCAAGGAGCACAACAAGUCUCCCGCUCAGAUUUUGAUCCGAUUUCAAAUCCAGAGGAAUGUAAUAGUGAUCCCCAAAUCUAUCACCCCAAGUCGGAUUAAAGAGAAUAUCCAGGUGUUUGAUUUUGAAUUAACACAGCACAAUAUGGAUAGCAUCCUCAGCCUAGACAGGAAUCUCCGACUGGCCACGUUCCCCAUAACUAAAAAUCACAAAGACUAUCCUUUCCACAUAGAAUACUGAGGACAACUUCCCCUUCCUUGUUUCUGCUCAGCCCAGAUGCACCGACACCGUUAGCAAUGUUGACCCUCCUCUGUUAAUGGCAGCUGUGCCUGGGACAGGAGCCACACAGUCAGAGGAGGGUGCAAGAGCCUCCUUCUCUGAGUAAUCUGGAGAACUGAGUGUGUUUUAAGUGAAGUCCAUGGGGUUUCUCCUAGACAGGCUGUGUGGCCUCUACUCUGAAAAAAAACACUAAUAACUCAUGAAUGAAAUUUGCCUUCACAUUUUAAGAAAACCUUAUCUUAUGAAAUUAUUUAAGCCAUCUAAGAGCCGAGGAAACAGUGUAAUCCAUCUCUGGCCCAUUGCCCAGCUCCACCAAUUGUGCCCCAGGCCAGCCUGCAUCACCUCCACUUCUUUCUCUGCCCUGCCAAUGACACCCAGGUUAUUCUAAAGCAGAGUCCUUCCCUUUCCCCAGUGGGAAGGAAAAUGGGAUAAGUCUAGAGCACUAUUUCAGUUCAAUAGAGAGGCUUUUUUCUCCUUAAAA